AUGCCUCUUUUAAAACCUAACUAUCUAUUAAUAUCCCCCUUUCUCCAUCCGACGAGAACAUUCUUGAAGGUAUGUUCUCAAUAUCCUAUUUCUAGAGCUCCACGUCAGCCGUUUUCUUCAUCAUGCCCUGGGGCGCAUGCCACCACACGAGAUCCCCCGAGCGCCCCUUCUACGGAAGCAAAGAAUCUCCGUACCGGAUUAGAGGCACCUACAUUUCUAGGGACAAAGAAACGGCUUCCUGAAUUUAAUCUUGCAGACCAUGUUGUACUCGUAUCUGGUGGUGCUGGUGGCCUUGGAUUAGUUCAAUCCGAGGCCCUUCUUGAAGCAGGAGCAAUAGUCUAUGCCCUUGAUCGCCGCGACCAACCUCCUCCAGAGUUCGAGGAAGCCUGUGACCGCGCCGAAGAAACGCUAGGCACUAGAUUACGAUACCGGAAGAUUGAUGUUACCGAUGAGCCUGGGCUUCGAAAAGUAGUUGCUGAUAUUGCCGAAAAUCAUGGAAGAAUAGACGGUCUUAUCGCUGCCGCAGGUAUCAAUAAGGAGGGAGACUCUUUGGAAUACACAGCCGAAGAUUUCAACAAGAUCCUACAAGUUAACGUCACUGGUGUUUUUUCGACGGCACAAGCAGUUGCCAAAGAAAUGGUGGACCGGAAAACUGGAGGGUCUAUAUGUUUGAUUGCUAGUAUGAGUGGAACAAUAGCUAAUAGGGGUCUUGUUUGUGCCGCAUAUAAUUCUUCAAAGGCGGCAGUAUGCCAGUUGGCUCGAAAUCUAGCGUCUGAAUGGGGAAAAUUCGGAAUUAGAGUAAACUCAAUUUCACCUGGUUAUAUCAUCACUCCCAUGACGAAGAGUGACUUUUUAUCAUCCCCGGAGAGAGAGCACGAGCUUAGUGAUGGUAAUAUGCUCGGCCGGCUCAGUCAGCCAGAGGAGUAUAGAGGCGCUGGUGUAUUCUUGAUCAGCCCUGCUAGUAGCUUCAUGACAGGAGCAGACCUGAUCAUUGACGGAGGUCAUCAUUCAUGGUAG
Messenger RNA from Morchella importuna, 1017 nucleotides. RefSeq lists its product as uncharacterized. NCBI's taxonomy places the organism in Eukaryota, Fungi, Ascomycota, Pezizomycetes, Pezizales, Morchellaceae. The transcript is spliced from 3 exons. Gene Ontology annotation, cellular component: intracellular anatomical structure. The record is from RefSeq and is a predicted model, not a curated record. Bases 1 to 1017 code for a protein of 338 amino acids. Gene Ontology annotation, molecular function: oxidoreductase activity, acting on NAD(P)H, oxygen as acceptor.